AUGUAUUGAAGCAUGCAGUUUCGCUGUUGCAGGCAGAUAUUUUUCUCUCGUCCGAUAUUAGCUGAGUUUUGUUUGAUUUAUUGUUCAAAAUUUAAACACGACACCAAUCCUCCUGUUCUCUGCAUGAAGUCUGCCUAGACUAAACCUUAUUUUACAAGCUGAGAAAAGCUACGUAGCUAGCUUGCGGUCUGUCCACAUAUCCAAUGACAUCCGGUGGUGGUGAUAGAAAAGGGAAUGAGCUAAACAAGUACUGCAUAGUAUGGGGUUAACUAAUCGACAAAUUGCAGCGUUGGUAGUGACAGUGCCGUUGUCGGCAUUCUUUCUUUAUUUGCUGUUUAAGAAACAAGAUGAAGAAGAUGAUUUUCCAGAAAACACAUCAAAGAGUGUUGCAUCGGGGCAGCAGACAGUUGUAGAAAUAAAAGUUCCGGACAGAUGUGCUUCAUUUAUUAUUGGUAGAGAUGGGGCAAACAUCAGACAGUCUGAUCGGCUAAAUGCUAUAAACCCAGGUGACAUUGUGGCCGCGCCGUUCCAACAUGAUGAUAAUUGGUAUCGAGCGAAAGUUGUUGGCUUCCUGGACGAUGGUCUUGUAGAUAUUUAUUAUGUUGAUUACGGAGACAAUGGGAGUGUACAUCACAAGGAAUUGAAAGCACUAAGAAGCGAUUUUCUAGGUUUACCGCAUCAAGCUACGGAAUGUUGUUUAGCAGGAGUCCAACCAAUUGAUGGAUUAUGGUCCGAAACUGCAAUUAAUACUUUUGAGGAACUCACCUAUUGUGCUCAGUGGAAGCCUCUGAUGGCAAAGGUCAUGUCAUACAAAUCUACAGAAAAUGGUACCUUGCCAUGUUUAGAAUUGGUUGAUACCAAUAAAGAAGAGGAUGUUUUAAUCGCUUCCAAGAUGAUAGAAACUGGUGUUGCAAUAAAAGAAGUAAAACCAGUAACAGAGGAACACACAUUAUUCCCAUGCGUGGACGAUACUGCCAAGAUGAUACAAGAAGCACCGGAAUAAGCUUACCUCUAAUGUUCUACAUUAUGCCUAAAAAAAAACUUUUGCCGUCAUCCACAGCCCCAAAAAUCCCUACAAAAUUAGAGGCAGGUUUUUUUUAUUUCCAAAAAAGUUUUUUUUUUUAAGUUUGAAAGAUCAAAUGAAAACCACUUUUUCCUCGAUUUUGGGACUGAUCCGUGUUAUAUGGAAAUUUUUAUUGUUUUAAUUUUUUUUUUUUAAACAAAAAUAUGAUCGUUUUUCCAUGAAAAAAUGACAAUCUCACAGUUUUCACUAUGUUUCUAUGAUUUUACGAAAAAAAAAACUUUUUUUCCAUCCGCCCCUGUAUUCAAAUUUUUACAGUGUGACAGCAAACAAAUUUUUUUUAGGCCUUAUUAUUAAGAAAUUUUGCUGUUCCUUGAAUUUUAUUAAUUUUUUUCCAAUUUUAGUUGGCUUAAGUUUGGCGAAGUUCGGAAUAUUAUUAAAAUAUUCUGAUCCUAAACAACAUUGCUCAAUUCAUGAAUGUAAUAGCCACAUUUACACGGCAGAUCAUUGUGAUGAUUGCGUUUAUCUGAUGAUAUACAUAGGUGUUAAGUGACCGUGUAAUUGGUGUCAGUAACUCUGAAUAACGGAUCAGUAACUGCAAUAAUCUAUAGAGUUACCUACUUAUUGCAGCGGCGUUAACAGACAUCAUCAUCAUGAUCUUUAUGCAAAUUAGCUGUUGAUUGACCCGUGUGUGUCAUCACAGAAUUCACUGUUGAUUGACAGCGUGAAUACAAUUAUUAUUUCCAGAAAUGUUUAGAAAUACAGCAAUAGUAGUUAAAAAUUAUGUUUUCAUUCAUUUUUUGACAAAUGGUUUGAAAAAACGCAGCAGUGUGCGUGAUUUUCAGGUCAGUUUUAAUCAUAUGACUUCCUGGUACAACCGAUAUUUUUAUCAUGUAGACGCUCGACUGGAGAUCAUCGGUGUUACUUACCUGAUAGCAACGGCUGUGUAAAAAUGGUUAUUGACAAUAAUGUUUUGUCUUUAAAUAUCAAACCUUGAGGAGGGAAGGUGUCUCAGUCUGUAGAAUUCUUGCCACAGUCAGUGUGUAUAACUAUGGUGUUUAACCAGUAAACCCUGGGCCUGCCUCCAUGGCAUAUGGUUUGUUUUGUAGUUUUCUCUGAGCAUGGUCAGGCAUGCUAUUUUACUUGGUGGCAUGUAUCUGAUGAAACUCAUUGCCCAUGGGCCUCGGUAAAGUUUAGUGGAUUGUUGAGUCUGAGUAUGGAUUUAUUUCAGAUGUAGUGUUAAAUCAUGGUGUAACCAAUGAAACCAGGGCCUAGCCAACUUUGGCAGUAUUGUUGUAUUGGAUUCAGUGGUGGAUGUGUGGUUGGAUACUGUAGUGUUAUAAUAGCAAUAUUCGGAAAGUGACUAAUUACACAUGAACAUUUAAGGCAGAGUCGGAAUUUUAUCAUUUGCAUUCCAGACUUCCAGAAAAGUAUUACUUAUACAUAUUGGGAUGUUGCUUUCAGAUAAAGAAAUUUAGUUUGUUUUAUCUUUUGAGAUAAAAGUCUAGACAUAUUUAUGGGUGGGGCCCCAUCUUAAGUCUGCCACUAUAUAAUCUGGUCAGAAAAAUGCUGAAUCAACUUGACUACGCAUCAAUGUAACAUUCCACGUUCUCUUAUUUCCAAUCCACAGCCACUCCCCAUUUUCUCAAAAUAAGGAUCUGACAGACUUGCAUUUUAUUAAUUAUUUUAAAAUAACGUUUGUAUCACUUUGUAAUACUUUUACUACCAAAACCAUAGCAUCGUUGAGGUUGCACAUAAUGUAUUAAGUCUUCCUUUUUUUUAUACAGGUAGGCCUACUUGCAAAUUCAUCAAGCAAAAUACUUUUUAUGGAGUAUUUGACUCAAGACUACACAUCUAAGUCGAAUUCAAAAUGGCAUUGAAAUAUUGUUCGACUUACAGAUCGUUAAAUAAUGGAAAACAAAAAUUUGUCAUUUAAAAUAAGAUCGACUUUUAAAAUAUUCGACGUAGGCAAGUUUAAAUGUUCUAGAAAUCUGGAUCAUACAAUACCUUGUACAUUGGUGAAAGUCAAGCUUUAUGAAAUACUUUUUAUAACAUUUUUAUCACUGUGUUUUAAAACUUUACCACUCAAACAUAUAAUCAUUGAGGAUGCAUGUGUAUUUACGUCAUUGGUAGGCAUAACGUGAGGAUGGGUAAAACAUUAUUUGUUCUGCUUGAUGUUAAGGUUUUCUUUGCGUAUUAAGGAAAAUUUGUAUACAUAUUAAAUUGACAUGUUUUAAAAUA
Anneissia japonica is the source of this 3262-nucleotide messenger RNA. RefSeq names its product tudor and KH domain-containing protein-like. The transcript is spliced from 7 exons. The record is from RefSeq and is a predicted model, not a curated record. Gene Ontology annotation, biological process: spermatogenesis. Bases 260 to 1003 code for a protein of 247 amino acids. Lineage: Eukaryota; Metazoa; Echinodermata; Crinoidea; Comatulida; Comatulidae.